Tachysurus fulvidraco (yellow catfish) is the source of this 1119-nucleotide messenger RNA. Its product is annotated as probable pancreatic secretory proteinase inhibitor. Bases 546 to 788 code for a protein of 80 amino acids. The record is from RefSeq and is a predicted model, not a curated record. Gene Ontology annotation, molecular function: serine-type endopeptidase inhibitor activity; protein binding. The transcript is spliced from 4 exons. NCBI's taxonomy places the organism in Eukaryota, Metazoa, Chordata, Actinopteri, Siluriformes, Bagridae.
UCUGCUCUUACAUACACACUUCAACUAAUCAGCUAAUUAAUAUAGGAGGGAAAACACUAACAUGUCCAAGAACAUGGUUGGAAUCCUGUUCAGAAAAAAAUGUGUGUGAGAAAGCAUGUGAUCCUGAAUAAGCAUGCAUAAAAAGGCUUUUAAAGCAUCUGAUCAUGAAUACUAGAACUGAUACACUGUAUGUAGGUUUGCAGAAAUCACUUGCCUAAACUAUUUUUGGGGAUGUUAUUUACACCGCUGCAUUUUGGAUUGUGGUCAGCAAAUUUUCUGGCCAGACAGAAUGUUCAUCCCAUAAUAAAGAGAUGGACAAUAGAGAGGUAGGUUGGGUUCCCCGGGUGUUGAAAUAUCAGCACCUUUGUCCCAUCAGAGAUAAAUAACCUACAACAGGUGGUCAGCAUCACAACUUUGGCAACACAACAUCCAGUUUUAUUUAUAUAAAGGCAAACUCCUGAAGUAUCUGGGAUAUAAUCCAACACAGCAAGCGUAAUCAGUCAGAAACUCAAGACCUCAAAAUUUCACAUCAAUAUUUUGUCAACAUGACAAAAACUGUGUUGUUACUGAUGUGCCUGAUUCUCAUCUUUUCUGUGGAUGCAGAAGACAAGUCAACAAGGUACCGAAUGCCCACAUGUGGGGGAAUGAGUUUGACUCAGGCAUGCCCUCUUAACUACGAUCCAGUCUGUGGAAGUGAUGGCAUCACCUAUGUCAAUGAGUGUGCUCUAUGUGUACAUCGCCUGCAAACCAACACAGACAUCUUGAUCAUGAAAGAUGGAAGAUGCUGAAGAGAAUGUGUACCUCAUCUCUCAUAUAACUUUUACAAUCCAUGCUUGUUAGUUUGCAUUCAUGUAGCUACAAAAACCCUUCAAAUGUAUUAUCGUAAAAAUAUAUACUUUUAUGUUUAGAUGUUAUUUAUAUAGAGAAGUAUAGAUUGUGUAUAAAGUGACACAUAUAACAUUUUGACUUUCUUAUUAAAGAUCGACUGAAUUAAUGUCUAGAAACGUGUGUUGUGAACUUGUUUGUGUAAAUCCAGCAUGUUGCCUUGUGUGAUUUUAGUUUGAACACCUGCACUGAUCCUAUUUACAUUUAAUAUGAACAUUUCCUUUAUAUUUUUUU